AUGUCUGGGUUGCACCUCUGGGCCUCACGGCUCCUGUUCACAUGGCAGCUGAUGUGGCUGCAAAUCCAGGCGGCUCAGCCUCCGGCCCUGGACCCUGCCCUGCUGACCUCCAUUCCCCCGGGGCCCAUCGAGCCCUGGUCUUGGGAUCAGCAAAACCCUAUAAGUAUAUCUGAAGACGAUGAACUUCCGUCAUUCCAACAGGGAGCCUCAGCUCUGCCUCCAGAGGCCCCCGAGACAAGGGAAGCUUCUCCAAACGCCCAGGAUGCUUCAGCUCAGCUUCCACCCCAACAUGACGCCCAAGCUCAGUCUACUGUGUCCUCUGAGCCGUUGAAAGUGUUGUUAGUCCACCAAGGAGUUCCACUCUACCCUGAAUGUGUUCAAUCUUCCAUCCAGCAGAAGAGCUCAGCCCCCACUCCCGUGUGUCUGGCAGGUGCACACUCUUCUCCAGUCCCUCAGAAGUGUCGAGCUCAGCCCCGGAAAUCCUCUAUGGAUGUCAUAGCUCAACCUUCAGUACAUCAGGAGGCGACCGUCUCACCUCUCGGUUUGGGUGAAGCUCAGCAUCCAGUGUUGCCUGUUAUCAAUGUUAAAGCUGUGGAUCUGGGGGUUUUGAUACCUUCAGAGCCCCCUACAGAGAUGGAACCAUCUGCAGCUGACAAGGUCUCAGUUCAUCCUCCAAAGUUCACAGACGAGCUCAAGCCUCCAUCCCAGCAGGAGACCCCAACUCAGCCUACUUCGGAGGCUGAUGCCACAGCCCUGCAGCGAACUACAGCUCCUCCAAAGCCCCCUGAGGUGGCACUUCCACGUCCAGAGCCUGUUCAGGCUCAGCAGCCAACAUUGUCUGAAGCCACAUUUCAACCGUUGGACCUGGAGCUGACCGUCACUCCUGAACCUACUUUGGAAUCGUCAGAAACAGUUCCUCCAGUGACUGAACAGAGUGCCACCAUGAACUUAUGUGAGCUCUGUACCUGCAGUAAUGGAACACUUUCAUGUAUUGGUCUCAGCCCAGACAGGAGACUCGACAGAGUGCCCGUGCCAGAGCCCAACACCUACAGUGGCACUUUUACUGUCUUAAACUUGCAAGGAAACUCUAUUUCUUACAUUGGUAAAGACACAUGGAAGUCAUACCAUUUGGUUGAGAAACUAAUUCUCAGUGGAAAUAAUUUGAGAGAAUUGCAUAAGGAUUCAUUUGAAGGCCUGCAGUCUCUCCAGUAUUUGGACUUAUCCUGCAAUAAAAUAGAAUUUAUUGAAAGGAAUACAUUUGGAUCACUACCUUUCUUGCAACAUCUGAAUCUUAGUCACAAUUUAAUCACAAAAUUGAGCUUUGGGAUGUUUCAGGCCCAGCAUGGAAUGCAGUUUUUACACAAGUUGUCCAGACUGAUGGAAUCUAAUGAACAAAAUAAACUGACAAACGAUAUAGAACCUGAGACAUGGAAAUGUGGAACAGACUGA
This is a messenger RNA of Myotis myotis, 1449 nucleotides long. Its product is annotated as leucine-rich repeat-containing protein 37B-like. Lineage: Eukaryota; Metazoa; Chordata; Mammalia; Chiroptera; Vespertilionidae. Gene Ontology annotation, molecular function: protein binding. Bases 1 to 1449 code for a protein of 482 amino acids. The record is from RefSeq and is a predicted model, not a curated record. The transcript is spliced from 2 exons.